AUGGGUGAUUUGAAAGACCCGCAACUGAGUGCCCUAAAUGCAGGGGAGCUAGAUUUGUAUGUCGACAGCAUGGAACCAUCGCGUAUUGACUACAUAGGCAAUCAGGGAUGGGUAGACUGGCACAUACGGUUGCAGAAACUGAAUCAGCAAGCUGUCUUGGAAGCGUCUUCAAUGAUGGAGGAACGCACCAAGGAAACCCUAAUUUCCUCUGGAAAGUUGCCAGUGUUAGUCUAUGAAGCGAUAUGCAUACAAGUAUGGCGUACGAAGAUCUACCCGCAAAUCAUUAAAUUAGAACCAGCUCCGGAGAAUACAUUCGGCGUUUAUAUGGUGUUGUAUCAUGAGGCAGCGACUGUUGGAUUACUGGAGACCGUGUUGUUCCACGAGGACGGCGCGCAGUGCAUCAGCGAAGUUGUGGUCGACUUACUGAACUACGCCGUCGACCAGCUCACUGCUUUGUUGGCUCUUAUCAAUAACGAGUAUUUGAAGCCAAUGUCAGCAAAGGAGUUAGAAUGUGAGACUGCCAUUGAAGAACUGGAGCGUCAGAAACGAGACCUGCAGUUUGACAUCAGCAUGCGAUGCGUCUCUAUCGUGCGCUACAUAGCGGAGCACAUGGAGGUGGGAGGCGCGGGGGCCUCGAUCUCUACGAACUUGUAUAAGACGCACGACGUGCCCUCGCUACUCACGCACCUACUGCUGCACGAACCUUGGAUGAAGAGGAACGAUAAGGGCGAAUUGCAGAUUUUUAACUAUGGUCGUUGGAGCAAGCCGUCAGCGGAAGAUUUGUCUCAGUUACAUCGCACGGAGGCUCAGCUCUGGCUAUGUGUGAGACAACUACUGCUGGAGCCGAGGCUGGCCCACUACUAUACCAUCGAUGAGUGCCGCCGGAGUGCAUUCUGCAAGCUCCAAGCCAAGAUGACGGAGCCCAUGUUGGACCAGAUCCCACCACUUGGUGACCUGAAGAUGUUCCUGUGUCGGCUGGCUGUGGGAGACUACUCCAGCAUGCACAAUCGAACUAACGGUGUCAAGAACCCUGGAUGCACUCUCAUUGAGAUUGUCCCACAGAUCAAAGAUUCUUAUCUAAAACAAGUACACAAGCGUACAAAGACGCUCGCUAAGUCCCAGCUGGAGUUAUUCCACAUGGACGGUUCCGAAGAGUCGCGGAAUAUGGCCAAGAAACUCCUGGAGUCGUACACCAGCGACACAGCGCUGGCACUGGACAGCGGCGGUGCUAAAUGCGCUAAAUGUGGAGACAAGGCUUCUAAAAAGUGUUCCAGAUGUAAGACUGAGUGGUAUUGUGGAAGGGAAUGCCAAGUUCAACAAUGGCCGAAGCACAAGGAGAUCUGCGAUCAGUUUUCCAAAAUAUGUGUUUGA
Messenger RNA from Spodoptera littoralis (African cotton leafworm), 1371 nucleotides. NCBI's taxonomy places the organism in Eukaryota, Metazoa, Arthropoda, Insecta, Lepidoptera, Noctuidae. The record is from the annotation of a GenBank genome assembly.